Pyricularia grisea is the source of this 969-nucleotide messenger RNA. RefSeq lists its product as uncharacterized. Gene Ontology annotation, biological process: carbohydrate metabolic process. Gene Ontology annotation, molecular function: cellulose binding. The record is from RefSeq and is a predicted model, not a curated record. Lineage: Eukaryota; Fungi; Ascomycota; Sordariomycetes; Magnaporthales; Pyriculariaceae. The coding region runs from base 1 to 969 and encodes 322 amino acids. Gene Ontology annotation, cellular component: extracellular region. The transcript has 3 exons.
AUGAAGUUUUCAGUCUCUCUGCUUGCCUUCCUGGCCCCAGCGGCCAUGGGACACUACAUGUUCCCGCAGACCGUUCUCGGAAAUUCCAAGUCCACGAACUGGCAGUUCAUCCGCCAAACUGCCAACGACCCUAGCCAGAUCCCCGUCAGGGACCUCGACUCCCCGCAGAUGGCCUGCUACGAAAAGACCGGCCGCGCCGCGUCCGGUGUGCAGACCGUCUCCGCGGGCUCGAAGAUCGGCUUCGCCUCCUCGGCGCCCAUCACGCACGCCGGCCCGUUCUUGGUCUACAUGGCUCAGGUCCCCGAAGGACAGGAUGUCGACACCUGGCAGCCAACGGGCAAGGUCUGGUUCAAGACCGACCAGUUCGGCGCCAUAUCGGCCAGCCAGUUCGAAACCGGCAUGAGUGAGAUCACCACCACCAUCCCAGUCAGUCUCAAGGCCGCCACCUACCUGAUGAGGAUCGAACACGUCGCCCUGCACAUUCCCAACUCCCCGGAGUUCUACCUCAGCUGCGCACAGCUCAAGGUCACGGGCAACGGUGCCAGCACCCCGACUGACCUGGUCGCCUUCCCUGGCGCCUACACCAAGAGCGACCCGGGCCUGUUCACUAACAUCUACAUCGGCGGCUCGGCGAAGUACAACUACCCCGGCCCAGCCGUUUUUGGUGGUGGUGGCAGCGGCGGUGCUGGUGGUGGCAGCGGCGGUGCUGGUGGUGGCAGCGGUGGUGCUGGGGGUGGCAGCGGCGGCGGCAGCGGUGACAGCAGCCCGGCUCCCGGCAACUCCACUACUACUCCUCAGCGCCCUGCUAGCAACCCCACCGGCCAGUCUACUAACCCCAGCUCCAGCCCCUCGAACGGAAGCUGCGCGGCCAUGUACGGACAGUGCGGUGGUACGGGCUGGACCGGACCUACCUGCUGCACUUCUGGAACUUGCAAGGCGACCAACUCUUUCUACUCGCAGUGCUCGUAG